AUACCUUGGAAGCUCUAUAUCAAUGGCGGCAAUGUUAAAAACAGCCAUUGAAUUUAAGAUAUUUACAUAUUAAACAUCCCUUAUCAUCUUUUACCGGCCAUUUUUCUUCCUAUCUGCUUCAGAAAGUUCUUAUGACAGAAAAAGAGAUGACAGAGGAGUCUUACUUUCAAGAUGGAGAAGAGGCUACUUGUAUCUCAUUUGCGAUGGGCGGCCCCAUAUACAUUCCUGAUAUGGUUGGUCCUCUUACUACGGUCUCUGAUUUCGAGAAGAUUGUGCUCCAAGAGCUUCAGAAGUUGAGAGAAGAGAUAUCUUAUGACUCAAUUGAUAACGGUGAGGAGGAUGAUAUAGGUUUACUUAUUUUGGUGGGUUUUUACAGUACCCAUGAGCUUAGAAUUAUAAAUGAAGAAGAGUUGGUAAACAAGGCUUUUGAGGAAGCAUUCAAGGAGAAUAAGGAGACUGAAAAUCAUUCUGAAACAAAUCUAGAUAAAGUUUCAUGGAUUGUUAAAUGGUCUUUUGCAGAAACUGUCAAUGAGACAAACUUAAGCAAAUCUAUCACAGUUAAGCGAAAGAGAAGAGUCGCUAGUUGCAGUCGUCGCGGUUUAAAGCAACCUUAUAUUGAAAAGGUGGAAGAACUUGCAAAGAUUAAGCAACAAAUAGACGAAGACAAAGCAACAACUUCAUUGCACUCUUUCAAUGCCAAUUGCAGAAUCAAUGAUUCAACAAUCUUUCCGGAACAUAUGAAAAAAGCCCUCAAGUCAGUAAAUACCAUAUCUAAGGGUAAGUUGUCAAACACUUCCAAUCAUGUACCAAUAAGUUACCCUGAAGUUAUACUUUGUGUCAAGGUUUUUCAUUACAAAAAAAUUUGGAUGGAGAAACAAGAGUUCUUGGUUUUAGGUAGUCAACCUUUGAAUCAGUUAAGGGAUAAAAUAUCUUGUUUGACAAAUGAGAUUGUGGAAAAAUCAGGGGACCAUGACACUUCUGGAUAUUUUCUUAUUGAGGAUGUCUUCUGUAAUGAUAGAAAUCCUUCUUCCAUUGACUAUAGUAAGCCAAUAUUUGAUUGGCUGAAGAAUUCUAAAGAAGAAGCCCUAAAAAAAUGGGACUACAUAUUAACUGGUCAAUUGAAAGAGAAGUUCAGAAAAGAUUCAGGUAUUGAACCACUUCGCCACCUACCUCGGUUCAGAGCUGCUGACAUGCACACUACACGAUUUUAUGACUUGCAGUUUAGACUCGGGUUCGGGUAUCUUUACUGUCACCGGGGAGAUUGCAAGCAUAUUAUUGUAAUCCGGGAUAUGCGAUUAAUUAGCCCAGACGAUGUUCAAAACCGAACAGAUUAUCCUAUACUAACAUUCAAGCCAAAAUUGCGAUUCCAGAAAUGCUCAAUCUGUAGGAUUUUCCGAGCAGAGAAGGUUACGGUGGACGAUAAAUGGGCACCGGAGAAUCCUUGCUAUUUUUGCAAGAGUUGUUAUUACACGCUUCAUUAUGUUGACGGUUCCCUGCUAUAUGAUGAAUUCUCUGUUUUUGAUUAUUAUCAAGAAUAGAAUAACUGGAAAAUGUUGCCAUGUUAUAGUUAAGUUAGUUAGAACACUAUGUACUUUUUAAAUCAUAUUUCAUAUAUAGUUAGCAUAUGAGAUCUAAAAUACCUUAUAUAGAUUCAUUUUUAUUACCUUAAUCCAAAAACCCUGUUUAGUUUUU
Messenger RNA from Impatiens glandulifera, 1692 nucleotides. RefSeq names its product snRNA-activating protein complex subunit. Gene Ontology annotation, cellular component: snRNA-activating protein complex. Lineage: Eukaryota; Viridiplantae; Streptophyta; Magnoliopsida; Ericales; Balsaminaceae. Gene Ontology annotation, molecular function: core promoter sequence-specific DNA binding; bent DNA binding; RNA polymerase II cis-regulatory region sequence-specific DNA binding. The record is from RefSeq and is a predicted model, not a curated record. The transcript has 12 exons. The coding region runs from base 132 to 1538 and encodes 468 amino acids. Gene Ontology annotation, biological process: snRNA transcription by RNA polymerase III; snRNA transcription by RNA polymerase II.